This is a messenger RNA of Penaeus monodon (black tiger shrimp), 598 nucleotides long. RefSeq names its product 7,8-dihydro-8-oxoguanine triphosphatase-like. Gene Ontology annotation, molecular function: 8-oxo-7,8-dihydroguanosine triphosphate pyrophosphatase activity. The coding region runs from base 199 to 561 and encodes 120 amino acids. Lineage: Eukaryota; Metazoa; Arthropoda; Malacostraca; Decapoda; Penaeidae. The transcript is spliced from 3 exons. Gene Ontology annotation, biological process: DNA protection. The record is from RefSeq and is a predicted model, not a curated record.
CGAAAAAGAGAGAACAUAUUAGAAUCAAUCUAACAGAAAUUAAAAACCGAUUGUCCUUACAACUAGAAAGAGAAAUAUAAUAAAACCAGACCACAGAAGAAGAUUAAAAAAGCCUAAAAUAUAAGCGAGAGUCUACCAGAUGCCGCCCCUUCUCCGACGCAGACACCACGCGGUAAAUCCAAGAUACUCUGAGGAAAUAUGUCGACUUACACAAGAAAACUAUUAACCCUCAUGUUCAUCAGGGAAGGCGAGAAAAUCCUCCUGGGCUACAAGAAACGAGGCUUUGGUCAAGGAAGGUGGAAUGGCUUCGGAGGAAAAGUGGAAGCCGGGGAAACACCCGAACAAGCGGCAAUCAGAGAGACAAAGGAGGAGGCGGGUGCGGCCUCAGAGAUGCGGCCGGCUUGGUUCCCCGUGUCGAGCCUUCCCUUCGCGCAGAUGUGGCCCGAUGAUAGAUUCUGGUUCCCGCUGCUCCUCCGCGGCGCAAAAUUCCGCGGCGCCUUCCACUUCCGCGGCCACGACGAGAUCCUGUCGCAGAAGCUGGAGGAGGUGAAGGAGUUUUGAGGCGGAGGGUGGCGGGAGAUGGAUGCUGAGGGAAGGG